AUAGCUUAUCUUGCGAGACACACCAAUAAUGCAAAAUCUACGAAGGAAGCACUGAGCCAACAGAAUAACCUUACCCUUCCUGAAAUCAAUUUUUUUUCAUGGUUUCUCCUAUGGAAAGUUCCAAACAUCAGGCUUCUUUUAAACUUUGCCAAGUGUGACGAGAACUGGGAACUUGAAGACGAUCUUAUCUGUUCAGUGUUCGAGAAAACUAUGUCCAGCAAGUUUCCACAGUGGAUAGUACUCUUCCCUGAAGUGAAUAUUUGGUCACAGGAAAAUGCUUAUUUGCAAAAGAUCCAAAGUGAAAAAUACUUUCUACCUAUACUUUCGAAUUUGCUCUAUCCACGAUUUUCAGGUUUUUUUAAUGCUGUUCACGCAAUUAAAUCGGCAUCCACCUACAGAUUCAACGAAUUACUAGACAUUACUAUUGCGUACCAACUGUCUGAAAUACGUGAAGACGACUCAAAGAUAUAUACUCCCACACUUAUGGAAAUUUUUGCAAGUGAAUCACAAAUCACCGUCACAAUUAAUAUCCUGACAAAACCAAUAUCUAGGAUUCCAAUUAAAAGAAUGAAGUUAGAGCGGUAUCUUGAACACGUAUGGAGAAGUAAAGACGAACUUCUCAGUCAACUCCAGGAAAGUACCAAGAAAUCUUCA
Molecule: messenger RNA, 654 nt
Organism: Scheffersomyces stipitis CBS 6054
Lineage: Eukaryota; Fungi; Ascomycota; Pichiomycetes; Serinales; Debaryomycetaceae
Exons: 1
Cellular component (GO): endomembrane system
Molecular function (GO): acyltransferase activity
Source: RefSeq, a predicted model, not a curated record